AUGGAGCAAAGGAUGUUGGAAGCAGCUCGAAAGGGCAAUAUUCAUGAGCUGGACGACUUGAUUAGCAGCAAUGAGCUCAUCCUCGAGGAGAUGGAUCUCGAAGGAGCCGGUCACACGCCGCUGCAUGUUGCUUGUGUGGCUGGCCAUUUGGAUUUCGUCCGAGAGCUCCUGAAGCAUAUACCGAAGCUCGUGGAAAAGGUGAACGCAGAUGGUUUCAGUCCGCUGCACAUCGUAGCGGCUCGAGGUGAUGUCGAGAUUGCGAGGGAGCUCUUGAUAGUGGGUCCGCAGCUCUGCUCUGUGAAGGGACGGGAGAGAAGGGUCCCUUUGCAUUAUGCCGCUGCGAACGGGAAGGUCGAUGUCAUGAAGGUACUGCUCGCCGCUUCACCUGAGUCCGUUGAAGAGACGACCGCUCGAGAGGAGACUGUGUUUCACCUUGCCGUGAAGAACAACCGAUUUGAGGCGGUGGUUGUGUUGGUGGACCAUCUAAAGCAGCACAAGAAGGAGCAGGUGGUGAACUUCCUGCUUUAUAAGCAUGCUAUGGAGUCCGAGGUCAUGGAGGUGAACGCUAUGAACGACAGUGGGUUGACUCCUCUCGAUAUCUCAACUCCCUUGCGAAGGGAAGCAGGAGAUAGAGAGAUCAGAGAAAUCCUCAUUAGUGCGGGAGCCAAACAUGGGAGAGGAAGAUCAAACUCGCCCGCAUCAAGUCCAAUCUCGGUGGACAACAACGAUGUCGAUGGUAGUAACAGUCAUCAAGCAGCUGAGGAGGAACCAGUUAAAGAUGCUCCUCAGUCAUUACCACAUUCGCAAUCGAAGAAUUCAAAAGCAGAAAAGGAGUCGUUUGGUGACAUCCGCAAUGCCCAGUUAGUCGUCGCCGCGCUCAUUGCGAGCGCAACCUACCAAUCUGUGCUUCAGCCGCCAAAGAUAAUAGAAGUCGACAACGACAAACCAGGUCCUUCCAGGAAAUCUAGGACUGAAUACUAUGGUGCGGGCUUGGUGUACACUCUCUUCCUGGGCGGCAACACACUAGGAUUUGUGGUGUCGGUCCAGAUGAUCAUUUGCCUCACCAAAUUUAUCCCCAACCACGCCAGGCUACCGCUUAAGCUGCCGCUUAGGCUAUCCCUGGUCGCCAUGGUUCUAACUUAUUUUUGCUUCACGUUAUCCCUAUUGCUCAAGACAAUGGGUAAAAAGAGUCCAGCCCAGAAAGCUCUUCGCAUGACGCCGCUAAUGAUAUCAUUUAUUCUACUGCUAAUGCAGCAGUGGCUGGCACGCACUAUAGAUUAUUUCUUGGAACGGCUUGUUGGAUUGCACGUUCUAGGUGAUAUGUACCGGCUAGAGGACAAGGACUCAGAGAAUAAGGACUUAGAGAAGAAGGGCAAAAGUAAGGGUUGUAAAUGA
Eucalyptus grandis is the source of this 1395-nucleotide messenger RNA. Its product is annotated as ankyrin repeat-containing protein BDA1-like. The transcript is spliced from 2 exons. The record is from RefSeq and is a predicted model, not a curated record. Gene Ontology annotation, molecular function: protein binding. NCBI's taxonomy places the organism in Eukaryota, Viridiplantae, Streptophyta, Magnoliopsida, Myrtales, Myrtaceae. The coding region runs from base 1 to 1395 and encodes 464 amino acids.